Molecule: messenger RNA, 1622 nt
Organism: Mustela lutreola (European mink)
Lineage: Eukaryota; Metazoa; Chordata; Mammalia; Carnivora; Mustelidae
Gene: CLDN14
Product: claudin 14
Exons: 4
Coding region: 566-1279 (237 amino acids)
Biological process (GO): bicellular tight junction assembly; cell adhesion
Cellular component (GO): plasma membrane; bicellular tight junction
Molecular function (GO): structural molecule activity
Source: RefSeq, a predicted model, not a curated record
CGCGGGCGGCGGGCGGGCGGCGGGCGGCGUGGGCACCCACAGCCGUAAUUCCACUCCGCGCGUCAAUUAUUCAUCGCUCGCCGCGCGCUUCGCUCUCGGGGCCACCCGCGGGCCGCUCGGGCCCCAGCGCCGGCGGCUCUCCGGGGCUCACCCUGCUCCCCGCCGCCCGGGACCGCGAGGGGCGCCGCCGCGCUCCAGCUACCGACCCCUGCGCGGUCAUGAGCCGGUGCGAAGCCGCCCAGCACCGGUGUCUCUGGAAACAUAUACACCCAUUCCUGAGCAAAGCCGGGCUCUGAAGACAAGGAGAAGGGAUGGGGGGCAGUUGCAGAGUUUGCAAGACCACCACACUAAACUUUGGGGUCACCCUUUGCUGUUUAUCAUGGGUUGCAAGACCCAGCAAUCUGGACCCAAGCCAAGAAGUCAAGAACUGUUGACACCGACGUCUCCACUCUCCUACUGACACCAGCGACCACCCAGCCCAGCGCAACCAUAUGGCCUCUUGUUUUCCUGAUGUAUGAGGACUGCGGCGGGCGCCUGAGCGAGCGGGCAGCCGGCCACCGGGGCCAUGGCCAGCGCGGCCGUGCAGCUGCUGGGCUUCCUGCUCAGCUUCCUGGGCCUGGUGGGCACCCUCAUCACCACCCUCCUGCCGCACUGGCGCCGCACGGCGCACGUGGGCACCAACAUCCUGACGGCCGUGUCCUACCUGAAGGGGCUGUGGAUGGAGUGCAUGUGGCACAGCACGGGCAUCUACCAGUGCCAGAUCUACCGCUCGCUGCUGGCGCUGCCCCGAGACCUGCAGGCGGCCCGCGCGCUCAUGGUCAUCUCCUGCCUGCUGUCGGGCGCGGCCUGCGCCUGCGCCGUGGUGGGCAUGAAGUGCACCCGCUGCGCCAAGGGCACGCCGGCCAAGGCCACGUUCGCCGCGCUGGGCGGCGCGCUCUUCAUCCUGGCCGGCCUGCUGUGCAUGGUGGCCGUGUCCUGGACCACCCACGACGUGGUGCAGAACUUCUACAACCCGCUGCUGCCCAGCGGCAUGAAGUUCGAGAUCGGGCAGGCCCUGUACCUCGGCUUCAUCUCCUCGUCCCUGUCGCUCAUCGGUGGCACACUGCUCUGCCUCUCCUGCCAGGACGAGGCGCCCUCCAGGCCCUACCAGGCCCAGCCCAGGGGCGCCCCGGCCACCACCGCACCUGCCUACCGACCCCCCGCCGCCUUCAAGGACAACCGGGCCCCCUCGGCCACCUCGGCUUCGCUCAGCGGGUACAGACUGAACGACUACGUGUGAGUGCCCAGGGCCUGUCCCUCCCCGAGCGCACAGACGCCGCAGGACCCGGGCUCGCACCUCUGCCGUGUCCUGGCAGCCAGCUGACCUCUGGACUACUCUUUGGCGUCCAGAGGAAUAAUAUGAACACGAGGGAGUGGGCUUAGAACACAGAGACGGAGGGGAAAAAAGGGGGAGAAAAGCUCUAUAUACCAAAGACUUCAUCCUUUCUGGUUUUUUAUUUAUUAUAUGUAUUUAUGUGGGUGAUUUAAUAACCGCUGAAUGAAAGGCAACUUGGGAGUUUGGUCUGUAGGGUUUGUUUGCGAUAUAGGAAUAAACCUGUGGAUGUGGUUGUUAAUAAAAAGGA